This is a messenger RNA of Moesziomyces antarcticus, 1566 nucleotides long. RefSeq lists its product as uncharacterized. The transcript has a single exon. The record is from RefSeq and is a predicted model, not a curated record. Bases 1 to 1566 code for a protein of 521 amino acids. Lineage: Eukaryota; Fungi; Basidiomycota; Ustilaginomycetes; Ustilaginales; Ustilaginaceae.
AUGACUUCCACAGUGGGAGGCGGCCACGAAGCCACCGAGCUCGACGUCGAAGCUCUCGCCGAGGAGCUAUCACGGUCUUCGAUCCACGACCCCGUCGGGCAUCUACUGGUCCGGCUCGACGAUGCACAAGGCUACGACAGGCUGCCGCAGCCCACCUUGCCGCCCGAGGUGCUCGAGAGGGUGGUGCGACACAUCCAACCCGACGUGCUGGUUGGAGACCCUGUCGCCUACAUUACGCUGGUGCGGCUCAGCUGCGUCAGCCGUCUCAUGCGCCACUGGGCGCUCGAAGCACUCUACUCGGUCAUCAUCCUUCCGCGCCACGUUCGCGAGUUCCGCAAGUGGUACUCGCGCUCCGUCAAGUCGCAACCGGCCUUCCAGUUCGCAGGCUACAGCCGGGCGCUCUUCAGCGGCUUGGACGAUGUAUCCAGACUGACCUCCUUCUCCGCCGGCUGGGAUCACGAGCUCCUGCGCCUGCUGCACUACUGCGGCCCAACGCUCACACACCUCUCGCUGUGGCGUUCCGAGUCGAUGGCGCUGCUGCGCGAUCCGGGUCAAGUUCGCGAGGGCUACCGCUUCGGCACGUCUCAGCCCGUGCAGGUGUGGGGAGACAAGGAGGCGGACGCCGAAGUCGAGGUGGCCGAUGACGAGGACGACGGUUUUGUUGCACCGCCCGAGGCAGCUCAUGCGGACGACCUGUUCAGCAAAGAGGAGCUCGACGACAUGCCCGGCUGGCUUCAGGCCGAGAUCAGGCUGCAGGGUACUCGAGCCGUCACGAUCCGACACAAGGCGCAUCUGACGCCCACGCGCCGAAUCACGCGUCGCCAACAGGGCUGCCAGCCGACGCAUCUCAGCAUCAUGAUGAGCUUGCCGCUGCUGGAGCACGAAGAUCCGAAAGUGUUCCCCAGGAUGCUCAUCUGGCACCGGGUGCAGGAGCUCGACGUGCACAUUUCCACCCCUGGCCACACGCCCAGGAUCUUGCGGCUACUUGCGAGCCUGCGCGAGUCUCCAAUACGUCGGCUGAGGAUUUCGACGAGCUUCUCUUCGCUAUGCAUGAUGACGCCGCCCUUUCCGCCGUCCAGGCGGGAGCAGGAAGCCCGGGAGAAUGGUGAAGAACUCGAGAUGAACGAUCGCAGCGGGACCUUCGCCGCCGAGUCACCGUAUGGAAGCAAUAAGCCUGCUCUCAACCUGUGUGAUGCGCUUACAAGCAUCUUGCGGGAUGAGGUGCUGCGAGGGGUGCUGAUCGACGAGCUGCAAGGCAAGCCGCACACCGCCGUCGCUCAUCUGGAGCACUUGAUGCUUCGGUGCUGCCUCGACGGUCCCAACCGACGAUGGAGCAGCAAGCCAGACUGCGUCGACGUUGCUGAUCCAAGCACGCCUGCUUCGGCAUUCGAUACGCAGGCCAGGUCGUCGUCUCGGCCGGCGUGGGCAGCGGGUCGGGCGAGCGACUUUCGUCUAACCAUCACGCGCGGAAACCAGGCCUUGUGGGCCAAACUCAAGGACCGCCUGUGGGACUUUCGCCAGCGAGCCGAAGGGCUCAGCGAAGGCUCGUGGGAAAUGCUGUCAUAG